Erythranthe guttata (spotted monkey flower) is the source of this 1032-nucleotide messenger RNA. RefSeq names its product P53/DNA damage-regulated protein. The record is from RefSeq and is a predicted model, not a curated record. Lineage: Eukaryota; Viridiplantae; Streptophyta; Magnoliopsida; Lamiales; Phrymaceae.
AGCCCAAUUAAUUUAUACAAUUUAUCACACAAUAAAAUAAUAAAUAAUAAAUAAAAACCCAAUUAAUUUACAAAUUAAGACCCUACCUCUUCUUCUUCGCCACCACACCACCACCACCACCACUAAUAACGGCCGCUCCUCUGAGCAGCUUUCCACCGGCGAGCGGAGACACUAGUGGCAAUCGAGGCAAAUUUUGAGAUUUGAGUUAUUGCAUUGUCUCUCAAAGAGUUUUUAUCUUAAUCGGUACGUAAUGGACGAAACAAUGAAGCAAUUCCAGCAAGGAUUGUUGGAGGUUGAAAUCGAAGCUGAAAAUCUUUUCUUGGCACGCCACGAGUUGGUUGAAACUGAUAGAGUGAGGAAUGGGAACAGGGAAGCUUUAACAGCGUUAAGAAAGCGGGCCAGGACAACAAAAACCAGUGUCCCUUCGGCUUUUGAGUCGAUAAUGAGGGAUAUUGAUUCAAGGCCUUUGGUUAAAGAGGUCUGUACAACUUGCGGCGAUCACGAUGCGAGGGAGAAGACAUGGUUAAUGUUCCCUGGAACUGAUGUAUUUGCCACCAUACCGUUCCAUGCUGCUCACACUAUUUUGGAGAAAGAUCAAGUGCGCCUUGAUUUUGAUUCGAAGAAACUCCAGAGCUAUGUGAAAGAGAAGACUUUUUCGAUUUCUGAGAAAGGUGCUCUUGCAGACAAGAUCGGUCCUGGUGUGCUUAGGUCUCUGGUCACCUUAACUGAUAAACAAAGGCAGGGCUCGUGAGAAAGAUUGACCAAUUGCAGACAGUUAUCAAUUAUCAUAGGAUCCGAACUAUUAGUAUUAGGGAAUGUUAAUUUGAUUCUGAUGCAUGUGCUCUCUUUCGUUUCCAUGGGUUUUCAUUAAAGUAAUUUGGCAUUAUAUAUACUUGCAGAUAUAUGGGAAAUGCUGCUGUCAGUAUUUGAACUGUUUUUGCUUGUAUCUUAUCUCGAUUCCAACUACUAUGUAAAUAAUGGUUCUUGUUAUUAUGUCUUGUGUUAUAUUAGUAUUCGGUGCUCAAUUUUAUU